AGUCACACUUGGAGUCGGAGGCGAAAUAGACGAAAGAAUUUUUUCUCUCCAAUUCCCAUCACUUUUUCACCCCUUUUUAAUCUCUUGAAAUGGCUUCCUGACUCACCCAACGAUGGAUUUAGUGUGUUCGUGACACAGCAUGUUCACUAGCUAUGAGCGGCUAGAAAAACGUUCGGGCAAGAAGGGCGUCGACCGUCCCGAAUACCUCAAGGAGCUUGUACACGAGUUCACCACUUCAGAGCAUCUUGCAUCCAGAGAACAAGUUCUCGCCAAUCUAGUGAACUUUGCCUACGACCCAAUCAAUUACCCUUGGCUAAGAAAGCUGAAGGUGAUUGACAUCUUCUUGGACCAGCUGACGGAAGGGACAGCCACUCUAAGGGACUUUGCGGCUGCGGGGUUGUGCAACUUGGCUCUCGAUCAGGAAAACAAGGCCUACAUUCUCCGCCAAGGAGGAGUUGAGUUGCUGUUGUCUUUCCUUGUCACACCAGAAUCUAAGAGAGAUAUCACCUCUGAUAAGGUAAUUGAGCAGAUACUUCAGAGGGCUGAGAGUGACAACCCCAGGAUCAGAAACUUAGCAAAGGUUUUUCUUGAGGAUUAUUGCACUCCAGAGCAAGGAGAGUGUAACAGUAAUUCCAUUUUUCAUGCUAAAUCAUCUGCAAGUUCGAUGCCUUUGCUUUUUGGUGUUCCACGUAGUUUAGUGCAUUGUUCAGUGGGAAAUGUAAUCAAGGGAUUCAGAAGAUGCUUGGCACUGAAAGUGGGUGAUAAUGCAACACUAACGAAGAGGAUAACAAAGGAGGACGUGACACAGUUUGGAAACCUCACGGGUGACACCAACCCCAUCCAUGUAGAUGACCUCUAUGUGAGAGAAAACACCAAGUUUGAGCGCUGUGUGGUUCAUGGUGCCUUCCUCAACAGCCUGGUCUCUUCAGUCAUAGGCACACAACUACCAGGCCCAGGAACAGUUGUUGUUAAGCAAGAGCUGAACUUUCCAUCCCCUUGUUACGUGGGGGAGGAGGUUGAGGUGUCUGUGAAGGUGAAGGACGUCAGGAAAAUCAUCACUGUCGAGUUUUUGUGCCGUUCCAACUCUGGCAACGUUGUUUUGUGGGGUAUAGCAAAGCUUGUACAUCAGCCAGUGUCGAAAAAGUGAAGUGCUUAUUGAAAGGAUCAUCAUGAUGUGAG
Messenger RNA from Penaeus vannamei (Pacific white shrimp), 1179 nucleotides. The record is from RefSeq and is a predicted model, not a curated record. Lineage: Eukaryota; Metazoa; Arthropoda; Malacostraca; Decapoda; Penaeidae.